AGGUUUCGGUUCACGCACGAUUCCGCCAUGUCUCAUCGCAAGUUCGAACGGCCGCGCCAUGGUUCCCUGGGUUUCCUCCCAAGAAAAAGGACCAAGCAUCACCAUGGCAAGAUCAAGAGCUUCCCGAAGGAUGAUCAAUCCAAGAGCCCGCAUUUGACCGCCUUCAUGAGUUACAAGGCAGGUAUGACUCACAUUGUCCGUGAGGUCGAUCGACCUGGCUCCAAAUUGAACAAGAAAGAGAUCGUGGAGCCCGUGACCAUCUUGGAAAGUCCUCCGAUGAUUGUCGUAGGCUUCGUCGGUUACGUUGAGACGCCCCGAGGUCUUCGUGCUUUGACGUCUGUUUGGGCAGGACAUUUGUCGGAGGAGUGCAAGCGUCGCUUCUACAAGUCUUGGCACUCAUCGAAGCAGAAGGCAUUUACCAAAUACCAAAAGCGAUGGAGUGAAACCAAGGACAGUCCGGCUGAGGUGGAGAGGGCCAAGAAGUAUUGUCAAGUGAUCCGGGCCAUUUGCCAUACUCAAGUUGGCAAAGUGAAGAUUGGACAGAAGAAAGCUCACAUCAAGGAG
This is a messenger RNA of Durusdinium trenchii, 564 nucleotides long. The record is from the annotation of a GenBank genome assembly. NCBI's taxonomy places the organism in Eukaryota, Dinophyceae, Suessiales, Symbiodiniaceae.